This is a messenger RNA of Vanessa atalanta (red admiral), 1306 nucleotides long. RefSeq names its product zinc carboxypeptidase-like. The record is from RefSeq and is a predicted model, not a curated record. Gene Ontology annotation, molecular function: zinc ion binding; metallocarboxypeptidase activity. Lineage: Eukaryota; Metazoa; Arthropoda; Insecta; Lepidoptera; Nymphalidae. The coding region runs from base 1 to 1167 and encodes 388 amino acids. Gene Ontology annotation, biological process: proteolysis. The transcript has 8 exons.
AUGUUUUUGCAUAUAAAAGUGUAUAUAGUUGGAUUUAUAUAUUUUCUGGGAAUUUUGUUCAUGUUUUUAUUUCCACCACGAAACUUCGAACAAUCGGGUACUAAAAUGAGAAGGAUUAGAAGUAUCGGUAAUAAAUUGAAAUAUGAGGGGUAUAUUGAUUACGAGACUAUGCUGAAUGUAGUGCAACACAUGGCCAUGGAAGACCCUGAAAUGGUAGAAGUGGUGCAUUUGACUCCACACACUGCUGCCAAUAAUAGUCUUAUAGCUAUUGAAUUGCACAGUGACACGCUCAGCAAGAAACCUGGAAUACUCAUAAUUGGAACAAUAAAUGGAAUGGUGUGGGCUGGAUCAAAUAGUAUACUUGAAUUAGCUGACAAACUUAUUUAUGACACAACGUUCCAAACACCGUUUUUUAACGAUUAUGACUGGUAUUUAAUUCCGAUAGCGAACCCAGACGGACUUAAUUUUACGACGAGUCUUCGUGAUUAUACGUCAAUAGACGCUAUAGAGUGGUCACGCAACAUCUCCGUUAGAACUAAAACGAAACCAGCCGAAUGGCAUAAGAAUGUUGACAAGGAAUCAGGAGAGCAACUAUGCUUCGGAACUAACAUUAAUCGUAACUUUGCAUAUCACUGGCAAGAUGACGUACGCAAAACACCGAUUCGUUGCUCGCAAUACUACCCGGGUAUAAAGCCCUUCUCUACGGCAGAAGCACAGGCGAUACGGGAAUACGUGCACAAGCUUGCCGACAUAUUGCAUCUAGCCAUACAUUUGCAUGCCAGUUUCGUACCUAAAAAAGAAUUUAUUUUGUACCCUUGGCGAUACACUUUACGUCAGCCAAGUAAUUAUCAUACGUUACAAGAAAUCGGAGAAUACGCAGCAAGACACGCAAGACUCCCCGAUGGCAGGCUUUAUGAGGUUCAUCAAGGCAGCAGUGACGAGCGCGUCGCUGGUUCUUUGAGCGAUUAUAUCUCGGGAGUCGUUGGAACCGACUUGGUUUUUGUCGUUAAACCUUAUCAUGAAGUAUUUCCUAACUAUACAGACUCUACUAUAAUGGAAACCUACGUCCAGAAAUCGAUAUCAGUAAUACUCAGUUUAGUCAGAGGUUGGAGAAGUAGCACUAAACAAAAUACACUGUCAUUUUUUGGUAAAGAUAUUGAGUUUUGAGAUAAACAAUUUUAUUGGUUAUUCAUAUAAUAAUGUAUUUUUAUUUACAAUUGUUAAAAACUAUUUACAUAAUCUUUAUGCGGACAAAUAAAAAUACACUUUUUACGCUAUUUUAUGUAUAAUAACAAUUUUACGCCUU